Dicentrarchus labrax (European seabass) is the source of this 12208-nucleotide messenger RNA. RefSeq lists its product as uncharacterized. Lineage: Eukaryota; Metazoa; Chordata; Actinopteri; Moronidae. The record is from RefSeq and is a predicted model, not a curated record. The coding region runs from base 1326 to 6359 and encodes 1677 amino acids. The transcript is spliced from 5 exons.
AGAUAGAUAGAUAGAUAGAUAUGUCCUUCCUUCAUUCCUCUUCUCCUUUGUUACCUCAUUUCUAAAAUGUCUAACGGUGAUGAUUUCCCAAGGGUAACCCACUCAGGUCAAACUAAAUCUAGAAGGGAAUGAGAGAAGGGGGAGAGAGAAAGCUAGAACGAUAGCAGUACCAAGAGAUGACAAGUGAGAGAUGAGAAAGAGAGAUAGAGAUUAGAUGGAGGAAGAGAGAAAAGAGAAGCAGCUGGAGAGGAGAAGUUGGUCUCUUUGCAGCUCCAAAGCUCUUAAAGCCCCUGAAGCUGUGUGGAGUGUAAAUGGGAGGGAGAUAGAGAGAGAGAGAGGAAGGGAAGGAUAGAGCGAGAGGUAGAGGGAGGUUGAAUUGAGAAGAAGAAAAGCUAGAGGGGAGAGAGAGUGAAAGGGAGAGGAGGAGGAGGAGGGUUUGCGUUGGUGUGUUGGUUGGCAGAGAGAGCGCUUGUCAAAAAAACCUUCCUCUGACAGAAGGCAUGAUUCACAGCAGAGAGAGAGGGAGAGGGGAGAGAGAAAGGGGGAGAGAGAGGGAGACAAGCAACAGAAAAAGAGAAAAGCGGCAGAGAUAAAGGGAGAGAGGGAGAGAAAACGACGGGGCAGAGAUGCCGAAAGAUGACAGUAAUCAACAAACACAGCCGGAAUGAGAGGAAAAGCUUUAACUGGAUUCAGUCCUCCAUCCACUGUGCUCGGUCUUUCUGUCGCUCUGUGUCUGACUGACUAACGCUCCACUGGAUAAAGACUUAAUUGGCUCUGAACAGACAGCCAGAACAAUAAACAAGCAGAAUAAAUACAAAUGCAGUCAUGCUGGGAAGAGAGUGGGAGAAAAGAUGAGCUAAGAACAGUAACCUGUGGACAUAAAAACUGGACAUAUUUUGUCUUAAAUUUUCAUGUUUUUCUUCAAAAUCUGGUUGGAAUAUUUCUCAAAGAAGGAUUCCAUCUCCAAAUUUCAUGUGGACAUUAUGUUGUUUACAUUGUUUUUAUGUCAUGGAGCUUUUGACAGACGGAUUUUUUUUGCAACACUGCCAUACUUUGAUCACAAGAUUGUCCUGACUUCUCAUUAAAACAGAAGGAAUAUGCUUCAGUGUUUUACCAGGAAAGAAAAGCAAAUUUUUUUGACAGUUUGACAUUUCUCCAUUUCUUUUAUUUUGCCAUGGCCCUGUCUAAGCCAGCUGCCAUGCAUCUUCCACAUUCUGAAAUCAACAUUUUUCAGAAUUAGUAAAAUUAACAAAUUCACAAUUCGCUCUUCAAGCUUCAAACGUGCCUCCCACCAACCCUUCCCACCAUCAGCCAUCCAACCAAUCAUGGGCAAGCCUCUUAGCCGUCCCGGGUGUUUCAGGAAAAGCUCCUGCUGCCUGGAGAAACAUGGAGCUGGGGAUGGGGGAGUGGGAGGGCGAGCUGGGGGAAUGGAAGGGGGAUACGGAGACGGCUACGUACCCCAACGGUCCAUCUAUGAUACCAUGUGCAUCAAUCAACAGAUUGACAGCCAUCACCAUCACCCUGGAGGGUCCAUAAGGCGAGACUGUGGAGGUGAGGGAAGUUUCAGCUACUCUGCAAGCGGUUCCCUGAGGGUUAGCAGGUCUCCAGCUGACAUGUUUGAUGCACAGCCCCGCUCUUUAACUCCAAACCCCUCGUUUGUGCGGCGACUGGACGAAAGAACCAUCUAUGAUUCAUUGAAGCUUGGGAGUCAGGAUGCAGAUGGUGGCGGAUGCCAUUCUCCAGGACGUUUCACUCGAUCAGUUUCUCCCUCUGUGUCCUCGUUCUCAGCACCAGGAGUGUCCUCCUCCUCAUCCAAGAAACACCACCAUCACCACCACCAUCACCAUGGAGACAGCACAAAAAGCAGAGAUGGUCGACAUUCCUGGAAAGUCUUGACACCUCCAAAACACCUGGAGUGUCUAGAGCUUACUACAACUGAAAUGAUGGACAGAGGAGGCGGGUACCUGAACCCAGGGCACUACCCUCCUGGGGGCCAGUCCUCCUCUUUUACCUCCCCCCUCAUUUCCCCCUUCUCUGGUUCACCUCUCUCUUCGGGUUACCAUACUCCAGUUUUUUUCUCCCCUGCCAAACCUCGCCCCAGUCAGACUCAGAGUUUACGCUGCUCCCCUCCCCAGGUCAUCCAGCCAAGGCAUUACUCCCAAACCCAGAGCCUCAGGCUGUCACCACCACAGGAGCUUAGACGAUCCCCGUACCGUGCCCCGCUGGUCCAACUGUCUGCUCACGAUCUCGAGCAGGACCUGAGGGAUCGAGGAGGAGGAUGGGGCCGGAGUGAGCGAGAAAGGGAGUGGGAGAGGGAGAGAGAAAGGGAGAUGGAGAGAGGGUGGGCCCAGCGAGAGUGGGAAAGAGAGAGGGAAAGGGGGAGGCUGGAGAGGGAGAGGGCGAGAGAAAGGGAGAGGAGGGAAACCUCUUUUGGGACCUUUGGUUAUGGUCGACCAGUUCCUCUGCGUUCAGACAGAGACUCUGUGUUUUUAGAGUCCGACCAGGUUCUAGACACAACGCCCCUGUUGCACCCCCAGCCCUCACCUUCACCCUCCCCCAGUGCUGCCCCCAGAAUGGGCUGCGGAGCUGUGGGUAGGAAUAGAGCUGGGUCAAAGGUUGGCCCUGAAAGUGUAGGUGGCGUUAUGGUUUCAAAGUUUGACAAUGGAAGUGUGGGUUUGGUGUUAGUUGACAGUAAAUCUGGGUGUGGGCCAAGGUUAGUAAGUGAAGUUCCAUCUGGAAAAAUGUCAGAGGCAGAAAUCAGAGCUGGAAUGCAAGAACACCAUAGAACAGAAAGUUGGAACAAAUAUGACAACGGAUCCAGAGCUAGCAUUAAAAAUGGGUCUGAAACAAGAAUGGGCACCCAGGUCAAAACAAGACCAGGGGGACGGGAUUUGGAAGGAAAAGUGCAAUCUGGGAUGGAAAAUAUGGCUCCAGUUUUGAGCAAGGAGGGACACAGGGGAGGGACAAGGGGUGGAGAAAAAUCUGGAAGGGUUGUGGCUAAACCAGAACGUAUUGCUGAGGCUAUACCUUCAACUGUGAUUGACACUGAGAAUAAGGUUGAGACUGGAGAUAAAGUUGAGAUAGGAGCUGGAUCUGGUCUGGGGAUGAAGUCAGAGAUUGAAGCAGGGGUUGAAUCUAAAACUAGUUCAAGGCAGGUGGAGAACAGGACUGGAACAGAUGGAGGUGCAGCAAAAGUUAUUAAUAAUGAUGUUGGUUUAGCAGCAGAGUCCAGAGUAGAAGCUAAAGUUGAGACAGAAGUUAAGAUUGCUCCUACAUCUGAGCCUGAAGCAGUACCAAAAACUAGGGUUAGUAAUGAGACAGGGACUAAGAGUAACACUGAGACUGGAGUUGAAAGCCAGAACAACAGCAAGACAAAAGAUGAAGCUCAGAUAAGUGUUGUGGCUGGGGAUAAAACGGAUACAGCCCCUGCAAAGCAAGCUGAGAAAAAUACUUUGGACAUGGAUAAAAUAGAAUCUACCCAUGUAGAGAAAGGUUCCAGGUCCCAUAAAUCCAAAUCAUCCAAGUCCAGCUCCAGGACUCGACCUGGCACGGCCACAGGGCUCCGACCAGGUGUAGUCAGCCCUCGACUAAGCAGAGGGCUUGGGGACCUUGAGUCAACAGGCCCCACUGAGGGCAUUGAGUCCACCUGGCCUCGCCGAAUCAUGGUCAGAAAGAGGACUGUUCGGCAGGGUGGGGCACUCCACAACCUCCCUAUUCUCCCCCCACUCCCCUCUGUCCUCUCAGCAUUGGAGAAGAGGCGCCCACAUGCCCACCUCCACCCCCGUCAAGGCUUCUCAGAGAACGUGCUAACAAAUGUAAUUAAUGCCACAAGUAUUGUGGGACGAUGCUCACUUAAAGAGCCCCCCCAUCCUGAACCAGGACAGGGGGCCAAUUUGGUGGGCAGGGCUUCCCUGAAGGAGCAGAACUUGGAACACUGGAGGGUCUGCAGAGAGCAGGAAGAACACAAGAGAUCCAGGAGCAAGGAGAAACAAGGAGAGAACAGUAAUGAGAAGACUGAGAUGGAGGAGAGGAAGGGGAAUGAAGAGAAGAGAGAAAAGGAGAGGAGAGAAGAGAAAGACAAAAGAGAGGAGAACGUGGGUAAGGAGAAAGAGAAGGUAACUGUUAAUGAGGGGCUGGUGGAGGAAAUCAAACAAGAAAAAUCAAAGAGAAACUUUGAAGGGAAAGUGCAAGAGGAUGGUAACAAAAAAGAUGUUAUGAAAAAGGAAAAGCAUGUAGAAAUAAAGUGCGAAAAGGUAGAAGAUAGAGGGAUGAAGAUUAAGGAUGGAAUACAAGAGCAGCAUGGACAAGAGUUUGAGGAGGUGGUGGCUAAAUUAAAGAAAGAAGAAGGUGAGGUGGAGGGAGGAGACGGAGGGACAUUUGGAGAGGAAGGGGGGAUGGAGAGUUGGGAUUCUGUCCUUGAGAUGGUCACCACAUUGUGGGACGACGGCUGGGAGAAAGGGGGAGCAGGAGGAGUGGGUGAUACAGAUUCCUUCUCAGGCUCCCUGCAACGUUGGCCUCUCCUCCGGCCCCCGAUUGGCUUUGGGGGCUCCCACCCCCCCUCCUCAGCAGCCUCGGAGCUCAGCCUGACAGAGUUAGAAAGGAGAGCCAGGGAGCUUGACUCUGACCUGGAGCACCUAGACCUGUCUCAGCCCCAUAGGGACACCCAGGCUUUAUACCAAACACUGCUGGAGCCACAGAGAGAACGGGCUGACAUGUACCAAACACACCCUGGGCCGCAGAGGGAGAAAGCUGCUCUCAUGACAGGAGUGGGGAGCAGAUCCCAGGUCAGUUUGGAGCUCAGUGCUAUGGCCUCCCCAGCUACAGACACAGACAGACCUCCUGUUGACUGGUCAACCAAAUCUACUGGGACAUCCACUGUUGGCACAAGCUACACUAAGGAGGACAGCUCUCCAGACUCGAACCUCACGCUGGAGUCCGACUCCAGUGGCGUCUUCCUCUCCUUAUCCAAUCAGAGCCAGGAAGAGGCCGGCUCUGACAGCGACCAACCAAUCAGUGGCUCCGACCUAGGCAGCAGCAGUACGUCACUGGAGAAAGACGGGGACGAAGGAGGGUUGAAGGAAUGGGGUAGGGAGGAGAGUGCAGAGCUGCAAUGGUGCUACCCAUCACUCCUCAACACCUCCAUGCAUGAAGACAUAGAAGGAGAUGGUGAAAGAGAGGAAGCAGGGUGUGGAAAUAUGGGGGGAGAUGAAGAGAGAUGGAAAGAUGAGAAUGGAAGGAGAGUUGGAAAAAUAGGAACGGUUUCAGUCAUUAAGUCCCCACACGACCAUGCAGAUAUUGAGGGCCCCAUGACCCUAAAUGCUCCACAAAGUGAAGAAAUUCCACCUAGGAAAAAGGUGACCCUCAUGGGAAGUGACUCCCCUCUUCCUCUGUCUCCCUCAAAACAACCAAUCAAACACUUUCUAGAUCCUAAUCAGAAGCCAAUCAGAAGCUCAGGACUAGACUGUGGUGACUUAGAUCCUUUUGUUCAAUCAGACAGCUUUGUUUACCUUGCUGUGUCUGCAAGACCUGCCUCCCAGGGUGAAGUCACCACAAUGUCUGAAGUUCCCAUCCGCGAUACAAAACAAGACAGUGUACAGCAACACUUGGAUAGCAUGAAAACACACUUGGGCCAGUCAAAACGGGACGCCAAGCCGACUCCCCUGGCCCCACAAAAACCAGAGGAAGGAGACUUUCUGUGCACUGACAGCUUUGUCUACCUGGCUGCUCCAGCAUGCCUCUUACUGGGCCCUGCAGGAACCACAUCCUACAGUGGCAGGGACUCAGACUCGGAAAGUUCAGGAUCUGGCCCUGUUGAUCUGUCAGUGCUGGGUUGUGGCUCGGUGGCAGGGGACAGUGACUGGGACUCGGACCUGUCUGACUCCGAUCCCAGUCGCUCCUCCAGAUUCUCUGCUGCUGGCAACAAAUGUGCCAGCGUAGCACGGCCCAAGCGGCUGCCUGCUGAACUGGGCUGGGACUUGUUUGGAGAAACCACCGAGCCUGAAGUGCUGAGUGAGCUCUUCAGGGAACAGGACAAAAACAACAAUGGCAAAGCAAGGAAGGUUACAGGGGUUACCACUAGCAUGGCAGCAACACAGGCCAUUCCCAUGGCAACUCAGCCUGUCACUACGCCACUGAAGCGGGAGGCAACAGUAGAGCAGUCGUCAACAUCGAAGAAGGUGACAUGGCAGUUUAAACCAGCCCAGAGGUCAGUCUGCACAGGAAGCAGGAAGGAGAAAGACAAGGAAGUGACAUCAUCAUCAUUGGCAAGGUUCACAGAACUGGAAGGCGAGACCCAUAGGCCCUCCCCUUCAUCUUCAUCGUCUUCAUCAUCGUCACCAUCGUCAUCCUCUUCUGGUUGAUAUGUGAAGGAAAUUGUUUUUGUCCAACCAUUUGGGAGAAUCUGUCAUUGCCUGAAACGGAGUUGGUUGCAGAAAGGUAGAAAAAAUCUUCAACUCAUUCUGUAGAAACUGAUGGUGGGAACGACUCCAGCCUGUUUUUGCCUGUAAAUUUUGAAUCUUGCAUCAAGCUGCUGCCAUUGCCUUCUUAUGACCUUCUAAAGGCUGCAUAAAAGACUAGUUAUUUGUUGCAUUUUCUUAGAAUAGCCUACAGAAUAUCGUAUAUAAUCAGUUUAAGUUUGAGAGAGUGUGAGACUCAGGCUAAACAGAGACCUUCAGGUUGAGAUUAUGUGGAAAUACGGCCACUGAUUGAACACUUAGGUACAGUAACAUAUGCACAGUGUCAUUCUUAAUGGGGUUCUGUUUUCAGCGGCCAAAUUUUGAAACACAGGGUUGAUUUAUUAGUUACACAGUCACAUUAUUCUCCAUCUAAAUAAUAAAUAAGAAUAGUUCUGUGGGGUUUUUUAUUCUGUUGAAUGUACUGUACAGAAUACACACAACUACAAAAUCCUUCCUAAAACAAAAUUCACAUAUCAAGCAUUGUCAAUUAUUUGGCUUGGUCACCUCAAACAUUACUACAAUGUUGGAAUGUUGGAGUCACAUGACACAUAAAAGUGACUACAGUUGGAGACAAGAAUUUGUGUCGGACUCCGACAUUCUAUUAUUGUUUUAUAAAGAUCAAACAUCGUAAUGUGUCUCAGGCCUUAUAUCAAAUUACACUUCCUUUCCCAUAUAAUGCCUCACUUUAACGCCUACUCUUACUACUUCAUAUCUGUACUUUAAAAACAGACUUUUAAAAGCCGACUGAGGUCAAACUUUACAGUGUACAAUGUAUUUUAUAAUCACAUCCAACUUUACAGUGUAUUUAACAGUGUGUCAAUAAUAUAUUUUGAACAUUGAGAUAAUUAUAGAGCGAGACAUAUAUAUGUGAUGAAUGUGCAAACACGAAUAAAUAAUGGCAGGAUUUAGUAAUAUUAUUUAAUUUAAAUGUGUUAUUUAUCAAUUAGAUUUGAAAUUGUGAAUGUAAUAAUUGAGCAAUAUGCUUACAAAUUCAUGCUAUAUUCUAUGUUUCAUAUGUGGAAAGUGUUGCCUGAGUGAUGUGUAUAAUAAUGGCUGAGUUUGAUUUUAUUUAUACCGCCAAAUACUAAUUGUAAAUGCAGUCUUACACUCAUUCAGAGGUUCUAUGUGUAACAUUUUUAAACAUCAAGUCAUCAUCGGGCAGCUUAGUAUAAUUGCCAUAAACAAUGGGACCAUGGCUGAGAUGAUCGAUAGCCUUUGUCACACUCUAGUGUUAUUUUUAGUGCUAGUGUUUCUCAAAAGACUUUAUCUCCCAUAAUCCCCCUUAUGUACUGUCUCUCCUCAUCUCUGCAGCAUCUUUGGCUUUACUGGAGAGGAUAAACAUGUUGGAGGCCACCAUUUGUCGCAGUGAGAACAUUUGACAGAUUUAGCUGAAAGUAAAGCAGUCCAGAAGAUUUCCCUCCAAAUCUAAGUUGGUGGCACACACAAUGUAAAACUGCAGUGCGGAGGCUGGUAGAGCCGCCAGUCAUCCCAGCAGUGGUCUUGUUGUUGAGUAAUUAUACUAAUGCGUCAAAAUGAACGUGGUAAUCAUUUGAUGUUAAAAAUGAUACAUGUAGCACCUUUAAAUGAGAGCGCAGUGCUAUCAGAUUUGUUAUCCUAUUACAAAUGUGACGAAGGGAAGGUGUCAGGUUCACAGAUUACUGUCAGUUACACAAUAAUCAUUCUUGUUACAAUUUGAGGUGGUUAUGAAAGACUGCGUGGGAAAUCAUGGCCUGACAGGCAUAUCGCUUCCCAAGCAGGUUUAGUUGUACUAUUUUACAUUUGCACUUCAAAUUGGGCCGUGAGAGGUAACUGUUUGAAUUUUGACAACUUCUAACUCAACUAAGUGUGUGUGUUUGACAGUGAAGGUAAAGGCAGUAGAGUUUGGAGGGUGAAAUGUGGGGAUGCUGUGGCCAUAUUUCUUGAUUGAUGGGGUAAGUUUAUUGAUGAAAACUGUUGCCUUAACUGCCUUUAUGAUCAGUGAAACGCUCAGCCAGUUCUAACUCUUGAUGAUUAUGCUCUGUGUAAACCGACAGGAUUUGGUAGAGCUGAAUGCAGCUGUCAGGUUCACUGAGAGAUUUAUUUCUUUUGAGCUCAGAUUUACAAGCACAUCCACAGAGUAAUUAAGUGCUUUGAUAGCAUAUCUGUAUUUGUAAAGCUGCAGGAAUGUCAGAAUGUUAAUCAGGACCGAACUAAUGAGUAAGGUUUAAAAACACAGACCCUGGCAGCUUCUGAUUUUAUUAACCAUGUUAAAAUGCAUUGGAUGUACAUUCCUUGAUAUUGCAGUUUCAAAACAUAAAAGUUAGGGGGCUGGAAUAAUGCUACCUGGCCCCAGGUUUUUUGUGUGUGUCAGUUUGUGGUAAUUUGAUUAGACAGAAAUGCAUGUAGGGAUGUAGACACAAAAAGGUGUGUUAGCCUCCGCGAAAUCCAUUACAAUCAUGGAAUGUACAACUUGGAGUGUUGGGCAAUUUACUUGAACUGUAAUCAAUUACUGAUUACUCAUUUAAAAAGUAAUUACUUUACUUUACUAAUUACUCAUUGAAAAAGUAAUUCAUUACAUGACUUGCUUUUUUUUUCUCUGCCCAGCUCCAUCAAAGGUGCCUUUAAACAACUCCAAAUCCUCCACACUCGCACUCUGCAACUUUUGUAUUUAUAAAAUAUAAAAGGGAGACAUGACGGUUUACAGUUUGGAGGGAUUUACUGACCAUUCAGCAACUAGCUUAGAUUAGCUUUGAUGACUGCACAGAGUACUCCAUAAAGUCCUAACCUUACGUUAAACUUAGCAAGCCAUUUUAAAAAAUGUAAAUAAGACAAGGGAACCAUUAUUGCUCUUUUGGCAUGCACUAACUGCCUGUCUGUUUAAGGUCUGUGUAUCAUUCGGUUACUCAAUUAGCCUAUUUCAUCUGAAAUCUGAAAGUUUUUGAGGGCAUCAAAAAUGGAAAUAAGUUUUAGUUUUUUUUGCGAAACAAAACAACAAAUCUCAUUUCUGUUUUUAGAUUUUGUCAGACCUUUCUUCCUUGUGCGUUUGUGCUGAACAUGAUUGCUGCCCAUACCUGGCAGGUCCUCGCAGGACAAAAUAGUAGAAUGUUAUCAGUCAUUUUAAUGAUUUCUCAGGAGUUAAUGACACAUAUUAACCUUUACUAUCAAGUUCAGCAGUGUUGACAGACGUAAUAAUCGUAUAGGAACCAGAAAUAUCCAGAGGCAUAGGCUACAGAAGGCCAAGCACUGUAAUGAUAAUGAAAGAACUGUGAUGUCUGUAGAGUAGUGACAUUUAGUUUUGAGUUUACUGACUAGCGAUAUUAUUUUAUUCUCAGAAGAUUUCCUUUCUUAAAUAAUCCCCAUACACACAACUAUACCCCGUGUCAUUUACAUAAUCCCUUUUAGUGUGGAUCUGUAUGUGAUCAUAAUGCUGCCCCCUCCUCAGUCAAUUAAGGGAACAAGAGCAGUAUUGUCUCCUCUUAUACGCAUCACAGGAUAACUGUCUAAACUCCCACGCUUAAAAGCAUAGCGGUGAGGACAAAAACUGAUUUCACCGGUGGGGUUUAAUGUAGAAAACCUUGCACACCGCAGGAAACACUAUCUAUGUUCACUUGGUCACUCCUACGUUCACAACAGGCUACAGUCUCCACCUGUCAGCACUGAUGAACCUGGUUAUUAUCUCUGAUUGACAGUAUUUUUUGUAUGUUUAAAAAUUGUUUUACAACUUAUACUUUUCUGCGUGCUCCUGCGAGGUAAGUGCAUGCUGCAGAUAGGGAUAGGACAAUAUGAACAUUUCCUGUCACAAUUAUCUUGGCUAAACUAAUUACAAUACACAAUAUUAUCACGAUAAUCAUGAAAAUAUAAUUAAUACUUUUAGAAUAGCACUAAAACAUACUGGAAUCACUUUACCUUACAUUUUGUUAAGAAACACAUUGAUUUAUUGUAUUACAGACACAUCUCCCUGUUCUUUAUUUAGGAAUCUAUACUUUUUCCAUGGUUUUCUACAGUUUAACCUUUUUUUUGUGGGGAUACAACUGGCAAACUGAGCCUUCAGCCACGGUGACAGGAUUAGGAUUUUGGAAUGAUGCUGGCUCCCUUUUGUCCCCUUGUUCAAAAUAAUUCAGGAAAUAGUAUAUGCUGGAGAGCUACACAGCUUUUUAAAAAAGCUGUGUGAGCAUAUUCAUGAUUAUCACAAUACAUUUAUGCGUUUUUGUGAGUGUUUUUUAUUGCAAUACGCAGUGAUAUGGUAUAACGUCCCUAGCUGCAGAUUAGGCUGCAAGGGCAAACAGCGGAGAAAAAAAAGUAACAGAGAAAUUUAAAUAAGACUUUUGCAUUUGGAAGUCGAAAACAAGAAAACUAAAUACCAGUAUAGAUAGACAGUACCUACGGAUGCACUCAUUUAGAAUGGCAACAAACACCUACGUGUCCACUUACAUUGUCCAGUUACUAAUAGUUAAUCCACACCUGUUGGCCAAUCAGAAUUGAGAUUAUUGAGCAGCCAUGGUGUGAACUAAAAUAACACAGUUUAAACUAAAUUUUGGGGUCACAUAAUAAGUUCAUAAAGCAGGAUUUGGCUUUGGUGUUUUACUUUAGUCCUGCCAACAAAUCUGUCAUUAAUCAAAUUACCAAAAACCUAUUACAUGAAUUGAACCUGGGACUUUUGGGGGCCUGGGUCCUGUUCUAGUUUUGUUAAUAAUCCAGCCUUGCAUUUUGGGAUCUGCUAGUGCAAUAAUAAAGUCAGAAAGUGAAUCUUUUACAAAACAACAGAAUUAGCACUUAUUUGGAAGUGGCCAAGCUCACAUUGUGAUAUUCCACAUAGUUUGGACACAUUCCACCCACAUUUCACAUAUGAGCAAUAUAAAGAGUGGAGCGGGUGUAUGUGUUAUGAAAGACAUAAUUUUCACUGAUGCAAUCUCCUCCUUUUUAUUCUAUAUGAAAGACUGCAUUGGAAUAUGGCUGUAGAUCAAGUUUAGGAGAGCAAGUUUCCCCCCGCAGCUCCACAGUGGGGCUCCAGGCCGUGUCUUGGUGAUUCUCUGCCAGCUCUGGCAUCUCGAUGUGAUCAUGCGUAGAGAGCUGUGCUGCUUGUUUGAAGCUGACUGUUUCUUGUUGUUGAAAUGGAACAGGGCUGUGGCAUUUAUAAAACUACCAGGACAAAUUGUCUGGUGGUUCACACUGCCUAUUACAUCACACCGACUCCAUGCUCUGGCUGAGGUCUCAUUCUAAAAAGGCUGUUUACAUGACACUGUUCAUUAACCUGUGUAAUCUGUGUGGGCUUUUCUUUAAUAUAUUAGACAAUUGGCACGAUGAUGUGUAGCACUUGAAAACUUGCUUUCUAUUGGAAUAAUGAUGUAUUUUCUAACCCUGCUGCUGUACAUGUUUGCUGGAAAGAACUGAACUUCAAAGCUCAAAAAUUGGACCAAAUGAGAGGAUAAGCCAGAUAGUUGUAUGUACUAUUUUUAUCAAUGAAAUAAUCUUUGAUUUUCGCUCGCGUUAAACUGUGGCAAGACAUCUAGUUUCACUGUGAUAUAUUAAGGAUAAAUUACUUUACGCAUCCUUCACUGACUUAUGUAAAAUCCAGUAAUAUCAGGCCAUACGCGUAAUACUUUGUUGUUCAUGUAAAUGCUGAUCACUGUUCAAGCUUAGUGGUGAUUAAGAACUAAGACCUGAGAGGAAUUCUUAGUGGAAAAAUCUGAUUUAUGUGAAAUCUUAUAAUGUGCUGUAUUCUCAAGCCUUGUUGAAAUGCAUUAAUGUACAAAUAAAGACUAAACUUGAUGGUG